This is a messenger RNA of Rotaria sordida, 2538 nucleotides long. Lineage: Eukaryota; Metazoa; Rotifera; Eurotatoria; Philodinida; Philodinidae. The record is from the annotation of a GenBank genome assembly.
AUGUACAAGGCCGAUAUACAAUUCUGUUGUGGAGAACGGCUACCAUUGAUCAAUCUACUCGCGUAUGGUGCAAGUGAAGGAUUUUUUGGUGUCAUCGCAAGUAUUCACACUGACGAGUAUCUUCUAUUACCAACAAAUGUAUUCUUCGAAUUCAUCAAAGAAGAAGAUAUUCAGCAAGCUCAACCAAAAACUCUUCUUAUCUCAGAGCUCGAACCCGGACAUCGAUAUGAAUUGGUUUGCACAACCCAUGCCGGAUUGGUUCGAUACAGAAUGGGAGAUGUCAUCAAUUGCACGAGAUUUCUUUGUCGAGCCGAUGACUUGGUUUCAUUACCAGAAGAACCAAUCGAGAUUCCAAGAAUUCCUCUUAUUUCACUUGCAUAUCGUGUUGGAACUCUUUUGAGUGUAUUUGGCGAGAAAACAAAUGAACAACAUUUGAUAAAUGCUCUUCAACAAACUGUUUGGCAAUGGCGAGAACAAGGAAUACCAGUUAACUCUUAUGAAUUUGCGUCGUAUCCAAGAUUAGAUGUAUUUCCGGCUCAAUACGUCAUCUUUCUGGAAUUGAUUGAAGAUCAAGAACACAAGAUUGAUGCACAACAACUUCAAAUUCUCAAGAAUACCGUCAAUGCAGAAGUCGAACAAGAACUUUGCAAAGCGAACCAAAAUUAUCAAAAUAGUCGAAGUUCAACAAAGCUUGGUCCGCUUAAUGCUAUUCUUACGGAGAUAGACGUCCAUGGACCAGGUGUUCAAUCAGAUGGUGUUAUGACCAAUAAACGAACUUGGUUCCAAGUUGAUGUUAAAAAUGCUGGUAAUCGUCCUGUUCAAGCUAGUAUUACUGAUCCACAGGGUCAACAGAACACAGUAUCUGUAUCAAUUGAACGAAAAGCUCCAGGAGAAUUUUUUUGUGAGUAUGACCCACGCGAACCUGGUCCUCAUCGGAUUAAUGUUAAUUUUGAUGGCCAACCUGCACCAAAUAGUCCAUAUCCUGUAAAUGUUAAAUCAUCUUUAGCAUCUGAUCCUACAAGAGCAUCUGAUCGUACAAAAUUUGAUGUCUUUGGACGCGGUAUAGAACCAAGAGGUGUUCAUAUAGAUGACAUAGCUGAUUUUUAUGUUAUUACUGGAUCUGCUGGUGAGGGUAUUAUGAAACCAACAGUUACUGAGCCAGAUGGUUCGCAGAUUCCUUGCCGAGUAAGGAAACUUAAUAAAACAACUUAUGAAUGUGAUUAUGUACCGACUCAUGCUACACUUCAUACAGUUAACAUAACAUAUGAUGGUACACCUGUUCCACGAAGCCCAUUUCUAGUUGAGGUUGGACCAAAAAAAGAUUCACGUAUUCGUACAUUUGGUCCAGGACUUGAGGGUGGUGUUGUCGGUUAUCCAGCUGUUUUUGUUAUUGAAACACAUGGUGAAACUGGUUUAUUAGACGUAGUAAUCAAAGGACCAUCAAAAGUACGUGUUGAACGUAAGGAUAAUGGCGAUGGUUCGAUUAAUGUAACUUAUUGGCCAACGGCAUUCGGAAAAUAUGCAGUACAUGUUCUUGAUAAUGGUAAAGAUAUUCCAUUAUCACCAUUUAUGGUUCAGAUUGUAGCACGAACAAUGUUCGCUCCAAAUAAGGUUAUAGCUUAUGGUGCAGGAAUUGAGCGUACUGGACAAAUUGUUCAUCAACUAAAUAAAUUCACUAUUGAUACACAUCUUGCUGGUGAGGCACCAUUACAUGUUUCAGCUAUAGAUCAAGAACGUCAAUCAGUUAACGUGCAAGUUUCUUAUAAUGGUGAUGGAACAUAUACUUGCCAAUAUACUCCACAAACUCUUUUGUAUCACUGGAUUUUUAUAAAUUUUGGAAGUGUCGCCAUACCAAACAGUCCAUUUCAAAUUUGGCCAAUAGAUCCAUCAAAAGUUCAUGUUUAUGGACCUGGUGUCGAACGUGAUGUUAAAAUAAAUAAUCUAACACACUUUUUUGUAGACUACAAAGAAGCUGGUCCAGGCAACAUAUUAGUCGUUAUAAAAGAUGCAUACAGACAAGAUGUAUCAUACAAUAUUGUUUGUGAUCAAGAUAGAAUAUUUCGCAUUGAAUAUACACCUGAAUUACCGGGUGUACAUUUUAUAAAUGUUUUAUUUUGUGAUCAUGAAAUACCAAUAUCACCAAUUCAAGUCGAUGUUGAAUCAAGAAAACCACUUUGGUCACCUAAACAACCUAAAAUACGUGCCUAUGGACCUGGUCUAUCACGAGGUACAGUUAAUGAACCAGCUAAUUUCAUUAUUGAUACAAAUGAUGCUGAUAAUAUUCAAUUGGAUAUAAAAAUUGAAGGACCAUCAGCAUUGACAAUUGAUUUUCAAUAUAAUGAUUAUGGUAGACCUCAAGUAACCUAUUAUCCAAAAGUCGCUGGAAAUUACAAUAUUAAUAUACUGUAUGCAGGAAAACAUAUACCAGGAUCACCAUUUGCUGCUAUAGUUGAUCUUAACAUACAAGAUAUUCGUUGUUAUGGACCCGGAAUUUGUUCCAUGGGUAUGUAUCGUAUGGAUUUAAUAAGAAUAUAUGAC